Messenger RNA from Mangifera indica (mango), 1339 nucleotides. Its product is annotated as transcription factor MYBS1-like. The record is from RefSeq and is a predicted model, not a curated record. The transcript is spliced from 2 exons. Gene Ontology annotation, molecular function: DNA binding. Bases 79 to 1032 code for a protein of 317 amino acids. Lineage: Eukaryota; Viridiplantae; Streptophyta; Magnoliopsida; Sapindales; Anacardiaceae.
GCCCCACUUAAAACUGAGACAAUUUAACAAAACACUCAACAUUUCUUCGAAACAAAGAAGGCAAAAGCAAAAAACACCAUGUCCAAUAAUUCAGCUUCUUCUUGGAGUAAAGAAGAAGAAAAAGCUUUUGAAAACGCCAUAGCAAUGCAUUGGAAUAGUAGUACUAGUAUUGCUACAAGUGAAGAAGACUCAUCAUCAUCAUCAUCAGAGGAGCAAUGGCAAAAGAUUGCUUCAAUGGUUCCAACUAAAGGUAUUGAAGAAUUAAAGCAACAUUACCAGUUUUUAAUGGAGGAUUUGCAGGCUAUAGAGGCCGGAAGGGUGCCACUACCAGAUUAUGUAGGAGAAUUGGAAGGUGCAACAAUGGCAACAACUUCAUCAAGUAAAGAUUUUCAUGGAUUCUCAGGCUCAGUGGGUGGAGAUAAGAGAUCAAAUUGUGGCUAUGGAAGUGGGUUCACAGGGCUCAGCCAUGAGUCCAGCGGGCAUGGAGGCAAAGGAGGCUCAAAGUCUGACCAAGAAAGGAGGAAAGGAAUUCCGUGGACGGAAGAAGAGCAUAGGUUAUUCCUACUUGGUUUAGACAAAUUUGGGAAGGGAGAUUGGAGGAGCAUUUCAAGAAACUUAGUGAUAACAAGAACCCCAACACAAGUGGCUAGCCAUGCACAGAAGUAUUUCAUACGGUUGAACUCAAUGAACAGAGACAGGAGGCGGUCGAGCAUUCAUGAUAUAACAAGUGUGAACAACAGGGAGGUAUCGUCUCAUCAUCAUCAAGCUUUGAUAACAGGGCAACAGGGAAACACUAAUCUGGGAGAGGGUUCGGCAAUGGGGGCAUCUGGGAAGCACAGAGGGGGUCAGCCACAUAUGCCUGGAUUGGGGAUAUUUGGAGCUCCUGUUGGCCACCCAAUUGCAGCUCCUGUGCAUAUGGCUUCUGCUGUUGGGACUCCUGUUAUGCUUCCCCCUCCAGGCCAUCAUCCUCAUACUUCGUAUGUUCUUCCGGUGGCUUAUCCAAUGGCACCGCCAACGACAACACACCAAUAACAGCAUCAUUUAUCUCAUGUAAAAUCAGACUUUGCAGUAGUCUUAGAGGAAGUGGGUGCUGAAACUAAGAAAAAUAUGGGAGCCCAAAACCCAGAUCGUUACAGAAGCUGUAGAUUUUUUUUUUCCCCCUUUUCCCUGGAAGAUUGAACAAUAAAACAGUCAACCUAGUUAAGACAACAAGCCGAAACAGCCUCUUAGAGUUGGCUAUUAAAAGGGGUUUGGCUCAUAGUAAAAAUUACCAUAGCACCUAUCUUUUAUUACUAAUAUUAUGUUGUUUAGUUUGUCAAAUAACAAAAUAUUUUGAUAA